AUGAAGAAGCCCAAAUUGUGCCUCCGCGCGUUGGGAAACAAGCACAAGGGCUUUAUCCUGCCUCGGAGCCCGUUCUUCUCUUUCUCCUACCGAUUGAAUCGAGGGGCCUCGAAGCGUAGCGUCCGAGAUCUCGAGACUACCAGAACUCGCCGCCGCGUUGACUCGGUGGCAAGCAACAUGUGCAUCGCGCGAACGGUCACAUACGACUGCAACCACAAGAAGAUUAUCGAGACUAGCUGCGAGUACUGGAGCCUCCCUGUAGCUGGGGCCUUUCGCGCGUGUAAGACGAGCACUAGCACCGAGCACGUGCGUCAGCGAGUCCGAAGCAACGGAGAGCACGAGCAAGGACUGGGACGCGCGCGGCUCGAGUCGCACGUUUCUGAGCCUCUCCGCGGCCGCGAGGGCUGGGCGGAAAGCGGUUGGAUCUCGGGGAGGAGACUCCGGCUCUCGGCACAGACGUUCCCGUUCCUGUCCCAGAGGGAGUGGAAGAGGAAGUGGCAUCCGCCGGCCAACUGGGAGAUCGGCAUGGUCCGCCAGGUCGUUGUCCAGCACGAUCCCCCGGCGCCCACGACCUACCUCAAGGUGCCCGAGACGGCGCCGCAUGUACGUAACAAGGCCCUCAAUCUCUUGGAUAAGGCCCGAGCUCCUUCGCCUCUCCGGAGGCUGCUCAUGCCGCCUUGGGAGAGGCGCCACGUAUUGCGCAGCGCCUUGGAUGCUGACGAGCUCUUUUUCGAAACUGUCGAGGCCGCCCCCAAGAUCUCGGUGAGCAGAGGACCUACCGCCGCCGCCCCGGACGGCGCGAAGAAGGAGACUGCGCCGGUCGAUGUCAUGGGCCAAGCGGCGAAGAAGAGCGCGUUUCGGACGAUGAGCAUGAAGCACAAGGCCGAGAAGGAACAGGGCCAUCAACCCCACUCGACGAAACCCCCAUUAUCCGCGUCCAGCGCGCCGACUCGGCGGACGGCGCUACUAUACCCGUGCCGCAGUCUCUCGCCAUCAGCCCGUCGGUGUCCGUCCGCAAGGUCCGGUUCCAUGAAAUUCCCCGAAAGCCAGUUCGUCGAGAGCCUCCCACGCAGCCGCAAUCCGUGCUACGGUCUCCGUCACAAGCGCGGGCCCAGGCGCCACCGCAAACGCCUCUCGCCGCCUCCCAGCCCCACGUCCCACUUCAGCACCCACAGUCACCGCCGGCCAAGGGAGCUCUCCUUGAGCACCUUCGGCCACUUCGUGUGGAGAGCCUGA
This is a messenger RNA of Parascedosporium putredinis, 1236 nucleotides long. Lineage: Eukaryota; Fungi; Ascomycota; Sordariomycetes; Microascales; Microascaceae. The record is from the annotation of a GenBank genome assembly.